AUGGCACGAGGGAGUGGACGUGGGCGUAAUAGGAGGCCGACUCGUUUUGCCGAUGGCUCCGCUGCUUGGACGCCCUCCGAACAACAAGAAGAUGUUCCACCCUCACCAGCCAGAAGUGUGCACCCACAGGAACACCCCGUCAACCCUGUUGGUAGUGCUCUGGAAACGGGAACCCCGGAAACUCCAAGGACAGGAACCUCGGGUGAGCCUAGGAUUCAGCCGAAUGAACCACUAAGUGCUUCUCAGAUGAUGGAAGCAAUGAUGCAACAACAAGCUACUUCCCGUUCAGAUAUGAUGAGAAUGAUGGAGAUGCAACAACGCUUCAUGGAACAGCAGCAACAAUUUAUGCAGCAACAGUUACAACAUCAGCGGCAGCAGAUGACUCCUCAGUAUUUACAGGGGGCUACAAGUCGGCAAGAGCAUCAUGUUAGUUUGGCAGAAUUCAAAAAGUUUGCACCUUCAGCUUUUAAAGGCACUUCUGACCCUUUAGAGGCUGAGACUUGGCUGAAUGAAAUGGAAAAGGUUUUCAACGCUCUGAGAUGCCCUGAUGAGGAUAGGGUUACUUUUGCUACAUUUAUGCUGCUGGGAGAAGCGGAUAUUUGGUGGAAUGUGGAAAGAGGAAAGAUGGGACAGAACGCUACAUCUUUGACUUGGGAAGGAUUUAAGGAGCUUUUCCGUGACAAGUAUAUUCCCCAAAGCGUGAGACGGCAGAAAUUUCGAGAGUUUACCCGGUUAGAGCAAGGGAAUAUGACGGUCGCAGAGUAUGCUGCAAAAUUUGAGGAACUGGCCAGGUAUGCCCCAGGACAGGUGGAGAAUGAAAGAGAACGAGCUGAGAAGUUUGAAAGUGGACUCAGAGCCCGAAUCAGACAACAGGUGUCUACCUUCGAGCUUUCUUCCUACAAGGAUGUGGUUAACAAGGCUUUGGUAGUUGAAAGGGGUUUGAAUGACACUCAAGAAGAGAGGGAAAGAAUUUUGAAAAAGAGAAACAGACAAGCUGAGUUACAAAAUAAGCAUGGCAAAAAUACUGAAUUCGGGCCCAAGAAACAAACUACUGGGAAUGAUAAGACUCAGCGCAAGGAUACUGUGAAAUGCUAUAGAUGUGGCGGACCCCACUAUCAGAGCGAGUGCAACUGGUUUAAUGGGAAUUGUUUUUCAUGUGGCCAACAGGGCCAUAGGGCAGACACUUGUCCUAAUCGCGGAGAGCAACAAACUCGACAGGCAUCUCAGCCUAUUCAGGGAGCUCCAACCAACCAAGCAACUCAGAAUGAACAACAACGAGGAGGACAGCAGAGGCCUAGAACUCAGGGGCGAGUCUAUGCUCUUACACAACACGAUGCUGACGCCUCUAACACCGUGGUGACAGAAAUAGUACAUUGA
Phoenix dactylifera (date palm) is the source of this 1377-nucleotide messenger RNA. NCBI's taxonomy places the organism in Eukaryota, Viridiplantae, Streptophyta, Magnoliopsida, Arecales, Arecaceae. The record is from RefSeq and is a predicted model, not a curated record.